Pseudopipra pipra is the source of this 1767-nucleotide messenger RNA. It is a transcript of the gene LYPLAL1, whose product is annotated as lysophospholipase like 1. The transcript has 5 exons. Gene Ontology annotation, biological process: protein depalmitoylation. Gene Ontology annotation, molecular function: carboxylic ester hydrolase activity; palmitoyl-(protein) hydrolase activity. Lineage: Eukaryota; Metazoa; Chordata; Aves; Passeriformes; Pipridae. The coding region runs from base 892 to 1581 and encodes 229 amino acids. The record is from RefSeq and is a predicted model, not a curated record. Gene Ontology annotation, cellular component: cytoplasm.
AAGGUGUCUGUGACUCUAAGUUAGGAAAAUGUUUCCUUAAAGGGUAAUAGGGCUUGAGUUUCUUUCUGAAUUUGUGCAUAAGUGUGGAUGAAUGCUGAACGGAAAAGGAAAUUGUGACAGUCUACACAGACUUUCGAGGUACAGAGGUUUGAAAGUUAGAAAAAAAAUUCUUGGAGGGUAUGAACAAGUAUAAUAGCAGAUUUUGUCUGGCACUCGCUAAUACGUGAAAAAACCCCCCCUUUCCUUGACCAUGUAUUUUUUAUGGUCCACUUAGGCAGGAAAAAGCAAUUGAGAGAUUGCAAUGUGAAUGUACUCACUGUGUUACAGAAAAAUCAAGACCGUGAGUGGAAGUCUUUGAAGCAGUGUGUUUUGGUUUGGUAGGAAGUGAACACGAUUUUCUGUAAAUAAUGUGCUCAUUACUUCAUUGAUGGCAGGCUAAAGUGAUGCCAGAGUUAUAAGUGGCACAUCACACAUGCUGAUGGGCUCCAUACCUUCCCUAUCAACACAGCAGGUACUGGAGAAAUGUAGGAGAUUUUGCUUUUCUGUGAAAUGAUUUUUCUUUGCAUGUUACAUGCAACCGGGGCACCUCAGAUCACAUCUGUUAGGCCACUGCUUUGCUUUUCCGUCCCACAGCACUUCUGAGGUCAAUCCUUUUCUCAUUUUUUCUGGUUUCUUUGGGUAACUAUGGAUGUAAACUAUGUAUAAGUGAUUAACCAGCAAGAUCUUCUGACUCAAGGGAAUUUGUUUUUAUCUGCAGGCUUUGGAUUUCAGGACUUUGGUAAACAGAUGGGAAGAAAGGCACUGUUGUAAUUAAAAGAUGUGAAUAAACAGUUUAUUUCACUCUCUUUUUCUUUUUUGAGUUGAGGUUACUCUUGUUCCUGUCUACAGCAGAUGGAAGUCACAUCAUCAGAGAUUCAGACAUAUUUUGAUUCAAGACUCAGUAUAUUUGAAAGUUAUUUUGGAAAACCAGUCCAACAUAUAAUCGAGAAGAAUUCUGAAAUACGUCCUUUGGCUUCACUAGCAUUGAUGUCAGCAAACACUAGAGAGGAUUAUAGGCCAUACACACCUCUGAAGGGAGCCUAUUCCACUGUGUGGUUUGACAGGUAUAAGAUUUUUAAUGACUGUCCUGAACACAUUGAAAGUAUUGAUUCCAUGUGCCAGCAGCUUACAGACUUGAUCAAUGAUGAGAUUAAGAAUGGCAUUGCAAAGAACAGGAUACUAAUAGGAGGCUUUUCGAUGGGAGGUGGAAUGGCAAUGCAUGUAGCAUAUAGGUUUCAUCAGGAUCUGGCAGGAGUCUUUGCACUGUCUAGUUUUCUUAAUAAAGACUCUGCUGUUUACAAGGCUUUGAAAAGAAAUGAAAGUGUUCUUCCAGAGUUAUUUCAGUGUCAUGGAACUGCUGAUGAACUAGUUCUCUACUCAUGGGGUGAAGAGACCAACAAGAUGUUAAAGUCACUGGGGGUAUCAGCAUCACUUCAUACCUUUCCAAACCUCAAUCAUGAGUUAAACAGAACUGAAAUAGAAAAACUAAAAUCCUGGAUUGAAAAGAAAUUGCCUGUUGAAGCAGCAAAGGCAAAUGAAUAAAAGAAGAUCCAGCCUCAUGUAAUUCUUGAUUUUUGUGGGUUUAAGAUCACGUGUGGAAGGUAUAUGGGUGUCCCAUAUCCAUUAUGUAAGCACAGCUUCAAGGUAGACACUCUUAUUGUCCGUAAAGUUCACCUAAGUGGUAAAAUGAUGGCGCUGACUAUUAAAACUGAUUUUAUUAUAUGGGUU